Symbiodinium natans is the source of this 1467-nucleotide messenger RNA. NCBI's taxonomy places the organism in Eukaryota, Dinophyceae, Suessiales, Symbiodiniaceae. The record is from the annotation of a GenBank genome assembly.
AUGUCGGAUACAGAGGAUAGCACAUUGUACAGACCACGGCCAGCGGAGAAGGAAGAUGAAGUGACGCAGAUUUGUGUGCAUGCCUAUGGUCGUCUGGAGGAGAUUGCUGUGAAGCCGCUGACCUUACCGGCUCUUAGGCGAGAAGCCCGACGUGCCUUUGACCUGCCAAAUGCCGAUAUGCUGAUCAAAGGCCCCGACGGGCAAUUCCCAGACUCGGCGGACGCCUUGCGGAACCUUGAGUCAGUUUACUUGGAGCUGCCUGAUGGUGGACUGCACGACCUCGAGCAAAGAAUCGAUCAGCUGCAGCACAUGCAGGUCAGCUACAUGAGUGAACGUCUCGGGACGUUGACAGAGGAUCUCGCCACGGCACAAGCUUCAAUUGCAGGUUUGACUGAUGCUCUGAUCGAAGAGCAAGCUUUUCGACAAGAGUUCGAGCAGGCAGUGCGAGGUGAGAUCAAGCACGAGAGCAACGGCCUGGGCGCACAGGUCAAAAAAUGGCUGGAGCACCUGGAAACGAAGCUCUGCAACCACUUCGAAGAUGCCUUGCACUCCCUUGAGUCGCGCGUGGUGCAGGAUUUCCAGGACCUGUGGCAAUGGACCAGCGAGGAGUGUCGCAAAUCCGCCGACGGUCAGAAAAGUCUUCAAGAGAAGGUGUUAGCCGUCAAGACAGAGGCACCAGUGUGCUCAAAGCUUUCAGCACGCAUCGAUGACCUCUGUGACUCCUUGGUGAAAGAGGUUCAGGAUAGAACUGCUGAAUCCCAGCAUCUACGUGCAGAGUUGUUGAAGCGCGACGAACGCACAGAGUCCCUCCGCGACUUUGGAGAGGAGCUGCAUGCAGCCAUGGCGGCGCUGCAGCGAGGGCAGCUGAAGCAGGAGUGCCCGGAUGCCGGGGCCUUCACUGCCUUGAAGCAAGCCUGUGAGGAGCUGCGACAUCUCGCAGAAGAGUCGGCAGCCGAUUUGGAGCAGAAGUUCGGUGACAUGUCACGCCGAUUGGAGGUGGCCAGCACUGACUUGCGGCAGGGCCUGGUGCAGGAAGCAGCCUCGAGGACCGAGGGCGAGGCCUUCGUCGAUCAACGCCUGGCAGGCUUUGAGGCCGCUCUACGUGGCGAGGUGCAAUGCCGAACCGAUGCACUGCGGCGUCUUGAGGAUCACGUUCAAGCAGCUGCACUGGCCAUGGAAGCUCGUGGUGCUCGGCCCGCGGAAAGCGCGGAGACGAAGGAGCCGCAGUUGGAGCAGCUGGUUGAGGAGUCGAGAAGGGCGGCCGACGCCGUGGCGGCGGAGACUCGGCGGCGCGAGGAAGCACUCCAGCAGCUUCGCGAGGACUGCCGCGAGUCCAUCCAGCGUGAAGUGCGGUCUCGGCUCCAGGACCAUGCCAAGUUGCGACAGGAGUUGGAGAUGGAGAGGAAGACUCGCAAGGAAGCUUUCGGCAUGAUCCAGAAGGCCAUGAGCCACUGCGGCACUGCCUAA